AUGUUCAAGAUCUUCUCGCUGUGCGUCGCUGCGGCGCUCGCGGCCGUCAUUGGCACGGCGACUAUCUCGCGCCGCAGAAAGCGUCGCGCCUUGCGUAACUUACCUGCUCCGCCGAGCCCGUCAUUCAUUACCGGAAACCUUCUAGACCUUUAUACGGAGGGAGCUCUUCCGCUCCACACCAAACUGACCGAGAAAUACGGCGGUGUCAUCAAGUAUGAUGGCCUGUUCAAAGACGUGCAACUGUGGAUAUCUGACCCUCUGGCCAUUCACCAUAUCGUCCAGCGCGAUCAGCAUAUGUUCGAAGAGACGGACUUCUUCCUAGCUGCGACUUCUAAGAUGUUCGGCCCCGGUAUACUGUCCUCUACUGGCCUCGCGCAUCGUAGGCAACGCAAGAUCUUCAGCUCCGUCUUUUCCACGGCUAAUCUCCGCGAUCUUGUUCCUCUUUUCCGCACGCUGACGCUCGAGGUCCGUGGCAUAUUGAAGAAGAUGGUCGAGGACGACCGUGAGAAAGACGUCGACGUCCUAGACUGGUCCGGUCGCGUGGCGUUUGAGGCCGUCUGUCAAGCCGCUGUCGGCCACUCCUUCAAUGCUAUCAAGGAUCCCAAUGGGCACCCUUACUGUCGCGCCCUGAAGGACUUUGUCCCUGCUUUCGCCACUCUGGCGCCGUUCUCUGCUUUAACUGCCACCAAUGUUCACCAGCUUCCUGGCCCGAUUCUCCAAGUGCUGGGUCGCCUGACGCCGCAUCCUGGUCUCCACAAGCUCAUGGACGUCUCAAAUGUCAUGCACACAACGGCGAAGAGCAUUUGGGAAGACAAGGACCGCAAACUCGCGCAAGGUGAUUCUGCAGUGGUGGAGCAGAUUGGCAAUGGCAAAGACCUUCUGAGCGUCUUGUGGAGGGCUAACAAAGCGGCGUCGAAGGAAGAUCGCCUGAGUGAGGAGGAGAUCAUCGCGCAAAUUGGUAUCAUGAUCUUCGCCGGGACUGACACCACUUCGUCCGGCCUGGCUCGUACUUUCGAUCUCUUGUCUCAGCGUCCCGAAGUGCAGGACAGGCUUCGCGAGGAACUCAAGGGCUGGGAAAACUGGUCCUACGACGAAAUUAUCUCCCAUCCUUACCUCGACGCCGUUUGCCGUGAGACCCUUAGGCUGUAUGCCCCUGCACAGAUUGUGCCUCGCGUCGUGAAGGAUGAUAUCGUCGUCCCUCUCAGCAAGCCCAUCAUUGGUGUGGACGGUAACCUCAUCGAGUCCCUGUUCUUGCCCAAGGGCCUUGAUUUCUUCGUCCACGUCGCCGGUUCAAACACCAACCCAGAGAUCUGGGGCCCCGAUGCUCAAGUCUGGCGGCCGGAGCGCUGGUUGGAGCCGACACCCGACUCUGUGACUGAUGCACAUCUUCCCGCUGUCUUCGGGAAAGGCGUCAUGACAUUCUAUGGCGGCGGGCGUGCAUGCAUCGGUAUGCAGUUCUCACAGCUUGAGAUGAAGAUGGUUGUCGCCGCGCUUGUGUCGACCUUCCGCUUCCAGCCCUCCGAGAAGGAGGAAGUCGAGUGGCGUUUCGGGAACAUCAUCGCUCCCAGCGUGAAGGGCGCUCCGGAGCGCUCUCCAAAGCUGCCUAUGAAACUCAGCAUUAUUUGA
This is a messenger RNA of Peniophora sp. CBMAI 1063, 1626 nucleotides long. NCBI's taxonomy places the organism in Eukaryota, Fungi, Basidiomycota, Agaricomycetes, Russulales, Peniophoraceae. The record is from the annotation of a GenBank genome assembly.